Molecule: messenger RNA, 792 nt
Organism: Symbiodinium necroappetens
Lineage: Eukaryota; Dinophyceae; Suessiales; Symbiodiniaceae
Source: the annotation of a GenBank genome assembly
AUGGUCUACAUGGAGUUGGAGGGAUUCCCGGCCAUUCGCUACGUGGCUCUCCUUCUGGAGGUCAUUUCAAAGACAUUGGAGCACAAGCUCCUGAAGGACAGAGAAUUGGAGCGAGAGACCUACGAAGCAGCCUUCAAUGAAGGUGACGGCUUGCUUGUCGUUCUUCCUCUACUGCAGGCUCUGCCUCAGGUCGCCGAGCAUGCCUUGUCGUGCUUGUCGACGAUUUCACAGACAUACCUUGAAAAUGUCGAGAAGAUGGUCCGCCUGGGGGCGCUGGAGGCUCUGAUGUCAGUGCCUUCGCCAAAAUCACAGCCAGUUCCUUCUCAUAUCGAAGCGAGCCUCGCUGUGCCGGCAGCACGAAGAUCUGCAAGCAAAUUGCUUAUGCAGUGUACCGCUGCACAGGGCUUCAUGGAUGUCCUCCAAGCGAAUGCCGAGCGAUUUGUGAAGGAGCUUGUGAAAUUGGGCAUUCAACUGUGGAUGGAUGGAGCGGCAAGUGCCGAGUCAUUCCAGGACAUCAUCCAUGUGUUUCAUGCGAUAUCGCUGCAAAAGCCUGACAUCUUGAGCACGAACUUGCGAGAGGCACCGAUGUUGCAGCUGCUUCUGCGGCUGGAGAAGGCGAAUGUUCCGGCAACACCAUUGGCUGCCGACAUAUUGAAAACACUGCGGAAAGACCGAAGCUUCAAAAGGGCAUUCGCUCCGGUUAAGAAGCUCUACGAAGAGGGAUACGAUCCAGAGCUGGAGCUCAAGCUUCGGCAACACACUUCCAUGCAGAUGACGGGUCAGGUGAAUUGA